Molecule: messenger RNA, 3520 nt
Organism: Pelodiscus sinensis (Chinese soft-shelled turtle)
Lineage: Eukaryota; Metazoa; Chordata; Testudines; Trionychidae
Source: RefSeq, a predicted model, not a curated record
UGCAAAAACACCACCGACCAAAGGAAUAUCCUCACAGACUGGCUGUCUGGGACUCAAGAAUUACAAAAACAAUCUCCACCCCAACACUGAGGAAGUGUGUGUGUAUGUGUGUGGAGCUGAACCAAAAGCAGGAAGAUGUUUGAUAACACACAGUACCCCUAUAACUGUUUUAAUUAUGAUGGGGAUGACUAUCCAACCUGUAGUUCUGAUGAAGAGAAAAAAUUCACCAGACCAGCAUACAGCUACAUCGCCUUAAUUGCAAUGGCCAUCCAGCAAAGUCCUUCAAACAAAGUAACCUUGUCAGGCAUUUAUGAUUUUAUAAUGAAGAAAUUUCCUUACUACAGAUCAAAUCAAAGAGCCUGGCAGAACUCCAUCCGACAUAACUUAUCACUGAACAGUUGUUUUGUAAAGGUUCCCAGAACAGAAGGGAAUGAGAAGGGAAAAGGAAACUAUUGGAGCUUUGCAUCUGGAUGUGAAUCCAUGCUGGACCUUUUUGAAAAUGGGAAUUACAGGCGGAGACGGAGAAGAAGGAACAUGAAAAGGGAACACACAGAGCAGAGACCAAAUGAAGGGAAAGAUCCUUCCUCCCCUGACUCAUCUUCCAUGGAUUCUGGUUUAUACAGCAUCUCCUGUCAUGAAAGGAAAUGCGAGCCAACCGAAUCUGGACCCAGACUCCUGGAGCCUCAUGGGUUCUUUCCAAACAACACCUCCAACAGACACAGUCUAAACAACUCCUCCCUAGGAAAAUCUGACUCUGAAAUUAAAUUUAGCAUCGAUUACAUUCUUUCAGCCCCAGAUCCUUUGCCUGUUCUGAGAUCUCAGUUUAAUAUGCAAAAUAAUAAAUACCAAUUCAUGGAGUCCCAAAAAUUAAAUCUCCAGCUCUGGACAAUGUGAUAUUAUUCAUACCUGGUAACAAAUUCUGUGAUACAGUCUAUACAACAGCCUGGUAUCACUGAGUAACAUCAGUUGGCUGUCUUUUUCCAUGUAGUACUCAGAAAGGGUGACGAGUAACUUGAUCAGCCAGCUGAGAAGCUAUUUAUACCACAAGAACUUAUUUUCUGAGGUUAUAGUCCAUGCAAUCAUUAUAAAAUCUAACUAGUAACACUGUUGAUGAUCUUGACAUCUUGUGCAACUGCAGUUUUAUUUUCUAAAGUAUCACUGGCAUGUAUCUGCAUUGCAUGGAUUAUCCUCUCAUUUAAAUCAACCUACUUUCAGUUUGUUUCUAUCACCUUGUACUUUAUUAGCGACAAGGGAGAUGUGACUUCACUUGCACUGGUGUAAAUCUGGCCACUAUAUAGGCCAGACCUUCUGCUGUUGUAAAUCCAGUGUGGCUCCAUGGAUCACACCAGCUGAGAAUCUAGUGGGUUUCUUUCUUAAAUUGGGUUAAGAAAACCGCUUAUUUCAUCUUGUUUAUUUAUUUAUUAUUUUUUGUUGCUACAUUCAGUAUUAUGGCUCAGAUUAUUUGGGUAGUGUGUAGCAGAGGUCAGUCACUAUGUUCUCUGAUAAAUAUGGGUAUUCAUUGCAUGAUUAUAAGAAUUUGUUGUUUCAAAUCCACAGCCAUUGGAAGUGACCUAGUAUUCCAAUUCAUUUCAUGAAAGGUAUUAUUGCAGGGUUUGCUGAACUCUGAUACACUUUGAUGGUGAAUAUGACAGAGACUAGUAGACUCACAAUAUCUUUAGUUAAAACUAUUUUCCCCUUGCUCUUUCAGAAAUUUCCUGUGAUGUAAGAAAGCCCUAGCACAUAUUUACUUAGCAUAAAGAAAGGUUCAACCCUGCAAGGAACUGUAUUCAUUGACAAAAUGUGGGACAAAAUAAGGUCUCCUUACCUGCUUUGAGACAAGUUAUACUUUCCUAUUAAGUGGAUUUUUAUUGAUUCUUCCUGCAAGCAAUCACCAAAGUGGUAUUUGAUACAAUCUCAGCAAAACUGGUGAGAUUUAUAUAAUUUAGAGACAUUGACGUUAAGAUCAUGUGCUCCAUUUAACAUUAUAGUAGCCUGAUUAUCCUAUACAGUCUAAAAGGGUAUUUUACAAAAAUUACAAGUAUGUACAAUAUGACCAACAUAUGCUUUUUUUCAAGCACAUUUUGCAUAAUUAAUUAUUUUCCAUUCCCUAACAAUGGAUUCAACAGAACCCUUAUUUGUGGCCUGACUUAACCAUGCAAACAAACAAAAAAACCAAGAUACUAGUUGGUGUUAUAGGAAAUUAUAUAAAGUAAGGACAAAAGUCUGUCUUAACAUAAAUUCAAAGGUAAAUGAAAACAGCUGAGAUGAUAAGAUUACGCAAAAUUGUGCAAAAGGUACGCUCAGACAUGACUUGAAUUUUUAUCCAGAAGCUUUGACAUUUCACUAACUUAUUUUACAUUGUUGCUAAUAUAUACUGUACAUUUAUACUAUAUAUUCUUAUAGAAAAAAGGGAGCAAUGUAACUGCACUUAAUGUUGUAAAAAUGCAUGAUGUACAUCUUCUUGGUGUUAAAAGUAUUGCUAUGUAUCUACAAUUUACCAGCAAUAGUAUUUCUCACAAAUGGGUAAUAAAUUUACUUGUUUUCAACAAUAUAACACUUGAAAUCCCUAGGCAUUUUCAUAACAAACAAAAACCCCACGAUAUUAGUAAGUGUUACAGGCAAUUAUAUAAAGUAAGGAUAAAAGUCUUUCUUAGUAUCCAAAUUCCAGGUAAACAAAGGCAAUUGAGAUAAGAUUAUACAAAACUGGGUAUAAUUACAAUUAUGUACAAUAAUAAUAUAUGACCAAUACAUAGCGAUUUUUUUCAAACACAUAGCUUGAACGCAGCUAAAUACUUCUUUAAAUGAGAAAAUGGCAAAAUAUGUAGAAGUUACAUCGCAGUACGCCAUCCAGAAAUUCAAAGACCAAAUUCUGCCUUCAGAUGGAAGCAUGUCAAUCAUUUUGAAUCAAUGGAUAUUCUGUACAGCUCUCUGAAGGCAGAUUCAUCUCUCCUUUACACUAAUGUAAAAACAGAAUAAAGCUACUGCAGCCAGUUGGCAUGGAUUCCCAUCUCCGUAAGAGAGAACAGAAUUUACUCCUGAAUAUAGGCAGGCAUGCAAAGACAUAUCUGUACUUGGAAUCUUUAUGUAUGCACUCAGUUAUGUGUGUGUGCACCUCUAUGUUUAUACAUACAUUUAUGUAUUAUUGCUUUAUAUGCAAAACUUUUUUUCUUAAUAAUUUUGAACAGGGUGACAAUGCUGUUUAAUUUGUAGUGACAGUAAAUCUAUACAGUAUAUUUGAAAUAUAUUUUUCUGCUGCUCAAUGCACAAACAUGCUUCUUGCUAUGGAUUCUUUGUUACAUGGUGACAUUUUUAAGAACAGAUCAUUAAAUUGCAGCAAAGAUUGAGCCCAAUCCUGGCUCCUACUGCAUACAAGGGGAUAUUUGUCAUUGCUUCCAAUGAAGGCAGGAUCAAACUUACUGAGUAACAUUUGGAUAAAUGUAUUGAAAAAUGCAGAGAACAGAAAUGUAAAUAUAAAGAUUUACAUUAGUGAUCUAAAGCCAUUACCAGUAAGUUGAAUUAA